Jaculus jaculus (lesser Egyptian jerboa) is the source of this 1593-nucleotide messenger RNA. It is a transcript of the gene Stap2, whose product is annotated as signal transducing adaptor family member 2. The record is from RefSeq and is a predicted model, not a curated record. Gene Ontology annotation, molecular function: signaling adaptor activity. Bases 61 to 1344 code for a protein of 427 amino acids. NCBI's taxonomy places the organism in Eukaryota, Metazoa, Chordata, Mammalia, Rodentia, Dipodidae. The transcript has 13 exons.
GUCUGUCAGCUUCCUGGCCCUGGGCUGACUCCCGCUGUAAGGAGAGGGACCCGGGUCACCAUGUCCUCAGCCCUGAGCCCACCCCGGGUCCCCAAGCCCAAAGGCACACAGCCUUCACACUACUAUGAGAGCUUUCUAGAGAAAAAGGGGCCCUGUGACCAGGAUUACAGGAGGUUCUGGGCAGGCCUGCAGGGUCCCACCAUCUAUUUCUACAGCAGUAAUCGGGACUUCCAGCCCCUGGAGAAGAUCGAGCUGAGGACCUUUGUGAAGCUCACUGACCAUUCCCCCCGGGGCAGCUCACGGGACCCUGGCAUUCACUUCACCCUGGUCCUUUGGAACCAGGAGAUCAAAUUCAAGAUGGAGAGCCUGGAGUCACGUGAGAUGUGGAAAGGAUUCAUCUUGACUGUAGUGGAACUCCGCGUCCCGUCCAACCUCACCCUGCUGCCGGGUCACCUGUACAUGAUGGCCGAAGUCCUGGAAAAAGAGGAGGCGCGCCGUGCGCUUGAGGUGCCCUCGUGUUUCCUGAAGGUGAGCCGGCUGGAGGCCCAGCUGCUCCUGGAGCGCUACCCCGAGUGCGGGAACCUGCUGCUGCGGCCCAGCGGGGACGGCAAGGACGGGGUGUCAAUCACUACCAGGCAGCUGCUCAACGAGACCCCUGUUAUCCGGCACUACAAGGUGAAGAAGGAAGGCGUCAAGUACGUGAUCGACGUGGAGGAUCCAGUCUCUUGCGCCUCCCUGGAUGCUGUGGUCCACUAUUUAGUGUCGCACACCAAGAGGGCGCUGGUGCCCUUCCUGAUGGAGGAGGACUAUGAGAAGGUGCUAGGCUAUGUGGAUGCGGAUAACGAGAAUGGAGAGAGUGUGUGGGUGUCGCCUUCCAAUCGGGGUUCAGGUCCUGCCUCCCUAACAAAUGUCCCCAAGCCACUGCCACCUGUCCCUACGUCUGUGUCCAGCCAGGACAAGCUGCCCCCACUGCCUCCCCUACCCCAGCUACCAGACCACCAGGAUGAGAGUUAUGUGACCCCUAUUGACGAUGUGCCAGCUGUGGAGUACAUGAAUCAGGAUGUGUCUCCCUCCAGCCGGCCACAAGUCAUCCCGAAGCCCAAAAAACUGGAAAAGCUUCCAGCAAAACCUCCGAAGCCACCAAUUGUGCCCAAGCCAGAUCUCAAAGCAAUUAACGGUGCCUGGGCUAAGAAGCUGGGAGGCGGCUCACCCCAGGCUCUCUCCCUGGUGACAAGUAAGGAGCUGCUGGGGUUGGGCCAGAUGCAGAAUGGGCCUGAGGGGCUGGGGGAUGUGACCGCUGAGCUGCAGGAGAAGUUACAGAAGAGGAGGGCGCUGGAGCACUGAGGCCAGAGGGCUAUCUCAGGACACAACACAACAGAAAGUCCAUCCUCACAGGAUUAAAACUCAAGGGACAAACCCAGCAUGGUGGCCCACACCUGUCAUCGCAAUGUUCAGGAUGCUGAGGCAAGAGGAUCACCACAAGUUUGAGGCCAGCUUGGGCCACAUAAUGAGAUCCAGGCUAGCCUAAACUACAGAGUAAGACCCUACCUCAAAAAUAAAAAAAGAGCCAAAAAAUAAAAAAUAAAAAUGUCA